Molecule: messenger RNA, 1248 nt
Organism: Ustilago hordei
Lineage: Eukaryota; Fungi; Basidiomycota; Ustilaginomycetes; Ustilaginales; Ustilaginaceae
Exons: 4
Coding region: 1-1248 (415 amino acids)
Source: RefSeq, a predicted model, not a curated record
AUGGGGCUUGAACCCACGACAUUCAACAUCAAUAGUCUGAUGAUAAGACAGACAGGAAGGGAGGAGAGAGAUGAUGAUCAAGCAGCUGCAACUGCAGGCAAUGGUCAGGAGGAGGGUUGGCUUACACAGGUGGUCAGGAUACUACAGUUGGCAAACCCGGUGCUGACAGCAGAGGAGGCAAUUGUACGGGCAAUGGGUCUUGUCAGCAUUAGCAAUCAAGCUCCAAGAGGGGAGGCAGAGAAGAUUCCCAAGGAUGUCUUGAGUGCCAUUGCACACAUUAAGAAACUUAGUGACAACAACUGGCACACCUGGGAGCCCACCUUUAUCGACUGUCUGCAACAGGUGCAUAAUGCAAAGGAAAUCUUAUAUGGCAAAAUAGCACCUGGAAGUGAGGGAUAUGAUGAGGACCUGGACAAGGUGCUGGUAGGUCUUAUCCAUGCUUGCUGUGAUCACAGCCCAGAAAGCUGCAUCAACACAUACACCAUCAGGGGUGCAGAUGAGGAGGCCCAACUUGGAAGUAUGCUUUACACUAAGCUUAGGAAGGCACUAACAUUGAAUGACAUGGUGAAGCGAGCGGGCCUGCAGGACCACAUCCACACCAUGUGUCUGUACAAUCACGAUGUAGUCAGGCUAGGCAAGGAACUUGACUCCAUUUGGAACGAUGCUGCAUGUUUUGGGAAGCGCCUUGAUGAGGACCUAAAGAAAUCCAUGCUCUACCAUUGCACGGCACAAGAUUGGUUCUACACUAAUUCCAUUGAUGUGCUCAAGACGGCCAAACCAGACUGUAAGUAUGAUGAAGCCUACCACACACUUGCCAAGAAACAGCAGGAUGGUGAGAUUUCAGGUCAUAUCAGAGGAGCAGCCAGGGUUGCUACAAGCAUGGAGCAAGGGGGUACUGGUCAGGUGGAGCAGGGGUACUGGUCAGGUGGAGCAGGGGCCCAGAGGCAGGAAGAACUCGGGUGCACCUUCCUAGCAAUCGACAGGGGGGAGCAAUCAGCAUACAACACCUGGAUUGUUGAUUCAGGUGCAACUCAUCAUAUGGUAAAUGAUGAGAGAAUGCUGCUCACCUCGACAAGCAAGGACAGUCAGAGCAGUAUGGCAGGGGAUGAAAAGCUUCAGGUAAAAGCCAUAGGAGAUGCCUCCCUUCAGGUUGGUGAGGCUACCAUCCAGCUAUUGGAUGUGCUCUAUGUGCCGAAGCUCAAUUCUAAUUUAUUGUCCGUACAAGGCUUGAUCGAGAAUGGUGCAUGA